UCAGCUUGCAGGCCGCACCAUCCGCCGGAGUUUUUUCGUCCCUAUCCUGAAUUUCCCCCACUCUCGUCCGCCCCUCUGUUGUGAUGUGCGCGGCAUGCACGACAGCGACGUGGUGCCGCGCGUGCGACCCCCCAUCCGGUUCCAGAGCGGAGCCCCGCGUGGCGUGGAUUCCUGUUCGCGUCAGAAUAACGGCAGCGCGGCACUCUCGUCGCUCGCCUAGUCGCCUUUCCCCAACCUUCCUUCGUUCCUUCCCCGCGCUGUUCGACGGCCACACGCCUGGCUCUCUCUCGCCGAUCCCUUCCCGCCGAUCGCGCCUCAGCUCUGCUCCAGAUUUUCCCCAGGCUAAAAUUUUAGUGUUCUGCUCCAGCGAUGAGCAGCAGGAGAUGUGACAUCAAUGCAUGGAGAUGUGGGACUCACUCAACGCCAAGUAAAUCGAUGUAUCUAGAUGCUCAACAAGCUGUCCACUGCCAAGCUACAGACCGCGAUGCUGGUUCCUGCGCUGUGAAGCAUCACUUCCCGUCUCCAAUCGUAUCUUGGAUAGAAGAUCUAUCGAGCUUUGGCAAUGUUUCUUUUAGCCCCGACACUGAAUAUGUGGAUGAGCAAGCCAGAGCUUCAGUGGGACAGUCUUCAACAUCAAGCAAUUUGCAUGACAUGCAAAUAUCAGUGAGAUUGACAGACGAAUUCAUGGAGCUUGCAAAGGAGAAUACAAGCAAUAAUCUAGAGACUUGCGGAAUUCUUGGCGCUUCAUUUAGGGAUGGAACUUACUUUGUGACAAUGUUGAUUAUACCAAAGCAAGAAGGAACUGCUCACUCAUGUCAGGCUGUUAAUGAGGAGGAGAUACAUGCUGUAUUAUCAGAGCAGUCACUUUACCCUGCAGGAUGGAUUCAUACUCAUCCUUCACAAACAUGCUUCCUGUCAUCGAUCGAUUUGCAUACUCAAUACUCUUACCAGGUUAUGUUGCCAGAGGCUGUUGCAAUUGUGGUUGCACCUACCGACCCUACCAGGAGUUAUGGAAUAUUUAGGCUGACUGAUCCUGGUGGGAUGGAGGUGCUUAGGGGGUGCGAUGAAAGUGGGUUCCACACUCACCGAGAGACAAUUGAUGGCAGUCCAAUCUAUGAAACCUGCUCGAAAGUGCACUUCAAUCCCAAUUUACGGUUUGAGAUUGUCGAUCUGCGUUCUGGUGCAUGAUCAAUGAAGCAAAGAGCAGCUUGUUCUUCCUUACGCUCCCUCUUGGCAGAAGUAUAUACCGUAGAGCUUACAGGUGAUUCCUGUUAGGUAGAUAAACAAGCUGUUAAUGAGCUGUAACCAAGAUGCCCAUAUUGCUGAUCCGUGAUAUGUCAAAGCCUUUUGACAUUUGUGCUGGUAUUCGCCAGAAAGAGCCUAACUGAAAAAUUAGCACGGGCUAUCCUGGAUGUUCAAUCUUUGAGCUGGUAUCUGUAAUUAUGUUACUUGGGAAAAAAUAACACAUGGUUAUCUUGGGCUGGGCUGAAGUGUGCUGCACCACUCCAAAUUUUUCA
Molecule: messenger RNA, 1517 nt
Organism: Setaria italica (foxtail millet)
Lineage: Eukaryota; Viridiplantae; Streptophyta; Magnoliopsida; Poales; Poaceae
Product: AMSH-like ubiquitin thioesterase 2
Exons: 9
Coding region: 370-1188 (272 amino acids)
Biological process (GO): protein K63-linked deubiquitination
Cellular component (GO): endosome; membrane
Molecular function (GO): K63-linked deubiquitinase activity; protein binding; metal-dependent deubiquitinase activity
Source: RefSeq, a predicted model, not a curated record